AGCUUUCCUCUCCUCCUCUCUCCACUAUUCUACUUUCUAUUUCUUCGGUCUCCGAUUCCUUUUAUACACUCUCUAUCUCUAUCUGUUUUUAAUUGAAAUAAACAGAACAGAAGAAUUUACAAGAUCAUUCAGUGUUUCAAUUUACCAUCUAAUUAGAUCUGAGUUUUUGAAAACGAAAUCAUCUUUUUAAAGCUCCCAAAUCUCACGGAUCUUUUAGAAACUUCAAAAUUUUCCAAUUUAUUUCCCUUUUUUUUUUUCCAAGAAACCCUAAAUCUUGAACGAAAUUAUUUUCUUUCCUUUUUCACUUUUUAAUCGAUAUUCUUUUGCACCAAACUCAAGAUCUUCCUUGUAUAUAAGAAUUUAUUUCGAUUUCCUGAUAUUUGUUGGGUAAUUAACAUAUGCUUGUGGGUGAUUUGAAUUUGACAUUUUUAUUUCAAGUAUUUAAGGAAAAAACCCUAGUAUUUAUACAAAUGGAACGGGAUUCUGAACAACCACAAGUAGCAGUUGAAGUUCUCGAUGUAGAGGAGGGUGAGAUCUCAGAUUCCGUCUCUAUCGAAGAAAUUACCGAAGAGGCGUUUAAUUCCAAGCAAGAGCUGCAGCCGUUGUCUGCCAAUGCUAAUGUUAAUCCGAUUACCAGUGCUUCCAAUAAUACUAAUGUUAACAACAAUAAUAAUAAGAGUCAGAAUAGUGUUGGAGGAACAGGAACUAGGGUUUGGACGAUGAGAGAUCUGUACAAGUAUCAGAUCAGUUCAAGGAAUUAUUCGGGUUUGUAUAACUUGGCUUGGGCUCAGGCUGUCAACAAUAAGCCCCUUGAUGAGGUUUUAGUCAUGAUGGAGGAUAAUUCAAAUAAUAACAGUAAUAGUGACAAUAAUAACAAUAGCAGCAACUCGAAUUCAAAGAGGAUGGAAUCCGAGUGUGUGGAAUCUGCUGGGAUUGGAAGUAAAGUUGUGAUUGAUGUGGAGGACGAGGAUGAGAAGGAGGAAGGGGAAUUGGAGGAGGGUGAGAUUGAUUUGGAAUCUGAGGUUGUUCAGGAGAAUAUGGAUUUGAAUAUGGGGAUUGAGAAUGAGGCUGAGCCUGGUUCGAAAGAGAAUGUUGAGUUGGAGAAGCAGCAGUUUGAUUUGAUUAAGAAAGAGCUCGAGAGUCUGACUGCAGCUGAUGCAGAAGAAUCAUUUGGUGGACUGUGUUUGAGAUUGCAAAGCUUGAUGGACAGCGUGCUGGAAUUGGGUUCGGAAAGUUUGAUUCCUGAGAAAGAGACUCUUGUUCAACUGUUAUUUGGUGCAAUAAACAUUGUUUAUUCUGUGUUCUGCUCCAUGAAUCGAACUCAAAAAGAACAGAAUAGGGACAUUUUGUCAAGGUUCCUUGCAUAUGUAAUGAAUCUAAAGGUGCCUCUUUUUUCCUUUCAGCAGUUGAAAAUGGUGGAGGUUAUUAGAUCUUCCGUGGAUUUUUCAGCUGUUUCUUUGAACCUUAAAGACAAUAACACAGAUACAGAUAAAUCAGUGGAUGAGGCGCCUAUAAAUACUGAUUCUGAUGUGUGGUCUGACAAUGCUAAUAACGUUUCAACUAGCGUGAAGAAGAGUGAGAUAGAAUCUAUGUCUACUGGAUCAUCAGUUCUAAAUGAGUGUAGGGUUUCAUUAGAAUGUGCAAAAUCAUUGGUUGGUAAUGCUAAGCAUAAAGGAUUAGUAUUUCCCCUGCUAGACCUUCAUAAAGAUCACGAUGCAGAUAGUCUUCCAUCACCCACCAGAGAAACAUUUCCACCCUUGCCCUUUGAUAAAGGAUUUGUAUUGGAACAUGGGUUGGUGAAGCCAGAGUGGCCUGUGCCCAGACGGACUCUUGAGAGCGGAAACGUUAUAAUGCAUCCUAAUGAAACUGAUGCUGUCAAAGCUUUUUCCACCUAUCAACAGAAAUUUGGUCGAAGCUCCAUUUUCAUGAGUGACAAGCUUCCGAGUCCAACUCCUUCGGAAGAAGGUGAUAGUGGGGAUGUUGAUAAUGGCGGGGAGGUUUCCAGUGCUUCUAUUCCUCGCAGUAAUGUUCCUGUUAACACCUCAGUUGUUGGACAAUCAUCUGUUUCUUCUGUUGCCGAUAUGGAUAUCACUUCUGGACAAGGACAUAGCAGUACUAGGACCACUAGCCCUAUGACUCCUUUGCCAAAUUCUGUGUUGAAAUCUUCAUCAGCGAAGAGUAGGGACCCUAGGCUUAGACUGGUCAAUUCUGAUGCAGGUGCCAGGGAUCUAAAUAAAUCCCUUUUACCUAUGGAGAGAACUGAGCCCAAAGUAGAGUCUUUAGGAAUGAUGAGUUCAAGGAAGCAGAAGACAGUCAAUGAGCCAGUUUUGUUUGGUCCUGCAUUGAAAAGGCAAAGAAACGAUCUGCAUACUGUUACCGAAACUGGUGGUUGGUUGGAGGACCUAGGAUCAGUUGGCAUGCAGCUAAAAAAUGGAAACUCUGGAAUUGAUCUGAGAAAAACAGAAGAUACAGUAACUUGCAUCAGUUCCAGUAGCAUUACUACUACCGAGAAAGGCAAUGGAAAUGAGAAGUUCCAAAGUGUAGGUCCAUGUGCCACCUUACCAGUAACAAGUCCAAUCACAAGCUUGCCAGUUGUAAGUCAACCAACAAGCCUACCAGCUACUGGUCCAUCCACAAGCCUGUCAGCAACAGGUCCAUUUACAAGCCUACCAGUAACAGGUCCAUUCGCAAGCCUACCAGUAACAGUUCCAAGUUUGCCAGUGUCAGAUCCUACUAAUACAGCUUCCUUUCAUUCUCUGUUGAAAGAUAUAGCUGGGAACCCAUCUAUAUGGAUGAACAUACUUAAGAUGGAACAGUUGAAGUCUGUUGAUUCUAUCAAAAGUAUGACAUCACCGCCAACCUCAAAUUCUAUACUGGGAGCAGUUCCAUCAAUUAAAGUACCUCCAUCCAAGCCCCUCGUGGCUGGACACCUAUCAGCAGGAUUACUUAAGUCUCCUCUACAGGCAGUUUCUAUGGAAGAAUCUGGGAAAGUGCGCAUGAAACCUCGUGACCCACGCCGUGUUCUUCAUAAUGGUACAUCUCAAAAGGGUGGGACUGUGGGUCCUGAUCAACCAAAAACUAAUCCCGCAGUCAGUCAGAGAAUGACAAGCAGCUUGGGUGCCCAAAGGCAGGAGGAUCAGUUGGAUAGGAAGCCCGUCUCUUCAAGUUCGAUUGCUGCACCUGAUAUUACACGGCAAUUCACUAAAAACUUGAAAAACAUCGCAGACAUUCUGUCUGCAUCUCAAGCAUCGAUAUCUCCACCUGUCUUUCCUCAGGCUUCGUCAUCACAACCAGCACAAGUUAAUCAAGGUAAAAUGAAGACUAAGGGUGUAGCGUCUGAGUCCAACAACCUUAGAAGUGGAAUUGGCUUAGCUUCUCAAGAAGUGACUGCAGCCUUAUCACGACCACAGAAUGCGUUUAGGGAUGUCGAUCAUCUGUUUGAGGGAUUUGACGAUCAGCAAAAAGCAGCUAUUCAGAGAGAAAGGACGCGGAGGAUUGAAGAACAGAAGAAAAUGUUUGGUGCUCGCAAGCUCUGUCUUGUCUUGGAUCUGGAUCACACACUUCUAAAUUCGGCCAAGUUUGUCGAAGUAGAUCCGCCGCAUGAUGAAAUCUUGAGAAAGAAAGAGGAGCAAGAUCGUGAAAAGCCUCACAGGCAUCUAUUUCGUUUUCCUCAUAUGGGAAUGUGGACCAAAUUGCGGCCGGGGAUAUGGAAUUUCUUGGAGAAGGCUAGUAAGCUAUAUGAGCUGCAUCUGUACACCAUGGGGAACAAGUUUUAUGCCACAGAGAUGGCUAAACUGCUUGAUCCGAAAGGGGAGUUAUUUGCUGGUCGAGUUAUCUCUCGUGGUGAUGAUGGUGAUUCUUUUGAUAGUGAAGAUAGGGUUCCUAAGAGCAAGGACUUGGAGGGUGUCUUGGGUAUGGAGUCGGCUGUAGUAAUUAUAGAUGAUUCUGUGCGAGUCUGGCCACACAACAAACUAAACUUGAUAGCUGUUGAACGGUAUAUUUAUUUUCCAUGUAGUAGACGGCAAUUUGGGCUGCCCGGCCCUUCUCUCCUUGAGAUUGAUCAUGACGAGAGACCAGAAGAUGGGACUUUGGCCUCUUCUCUAGCGGUUAUUGAGAGAAUACACGAGGCCUUUUUUGCACACCAGUCCUUAGAUGAAGCUGAUGUUAGAAACAUCUUAGCUUCUGAACAAAAUAAGAUUCUGGCUGGUUGUCGAAUUGUCUUCAGCAGAGUGUUUCCAGUGGGUGAAACAAAUCCUCACAUGCAUCCAUUGUGGCAGACGGCUGAACAAUUUGGUGCUGUGUGCACUAAUCAGAUAGAUGAGCAGGUCACCCAUGUAGUUGCCAAUUCUCUUGGGACGGAUAAGGUGAACUGGGCCCUUUCCACGGGAAGAUUUGUUGUGCAUCCUGGCUGGGUGGAAGCAUCAGCCCUGCUUUAUCGGAGAGCCAAUGAGCAAGAUUUUGCCAUUAAACAACCACAAUAAAAUUAUCACUAUUUCAUUCAUCCAUCCAUCCAUCCGGUAAAAAUGACACUAAUCUUAAAAUGUUCAAUGUGCUUGAAAUUGGGGGAGGUGACCGUCAAAUAAUCGGUAUCCCAAGGUUGAGACCUUGGUGAACCUCCCAGUUCACCGGUGGCAUCGAGAAACUUCUAACCACGUUCGAGAACCCUUUGCUUUACACUAUCUUAGGGUGAGUUCGAUCUUUAUCAAGCAAUUGAAUUCUAAUGGGGAAUGGGAAUUGGUUAAAUUGAAGGAUAAUCUGGACUGAAAAUUGCAGAAUUUUGUAGCGCAUGGAGAAUUGAAAAUUGAUGAAAUUAAUUAACUUGUGUUAGAAAAGAUGAAAUUGUGGUUAAAUUAGGGGAAUAAGAAAAUGACAGUGUCUUGAGAAUACGAGUAAUGAAAAAAUAUCAAAGAUGGAUAAUGAAAUAUUAUGUAUUAUUGUUUUUCACGUGAAAAAGUUUUUAUGUUUUUAUUUAAAUCUAAAUAUGUACCUUUUUGUUUUAGGCAA
Olea europaea var. sylvestris is the source of this 5004-nucleotide messenger RNA. RefSeq names its product RNA polymerase II C-terminal domain phosphatase-like 3. The transcript is spliced from 12 exons. NCBI's taxonomy places the organism in Eukaryota, Viridiplantae, Streptophyta, Magnoliopsida, Lamiales, Oleaceae. The record is from RefSeq and is a predicted model, not a curated record. Gene Ontology annotation, molecular function: RNA polymerase II CTD heptapeptide repeat phosphatase activity. Gene Ontology annotation, cellular component: nucleus. Bases 399 to 4481 code for a protein of 1360 amino acids.